AUGUACACGCGUGAUGUCAGUGACCGUAUUAGCGGCAUCUCCGCAGCGGACCUUGCGCAGCGCUUGGUCGAGGUUUCGGCGAGGAACACUGCACGGGAUGGUGCCCUUAGCCCGAGCGUUUGCCAGCGGCCGCUACCACACUGUGUGAGUGCACUGCUUUGGGAUGCGAAGUGCGCUGGGGCAGCCCCGCCGCGGACGGCGCUGUUGCGCGGUGACGUGGUGGACAUGACGUCAUCUGUGUCGGAUGCGACGCUCUCUUGCGUCGCACUUUCAGACGAUGUGCGAUUCCGCUUUGCCCGCUCACGGCACAGGCGCCUGACAGGGAUCCUCUCAUCGACAGCGGCGCCCUUACCGCCCCGAAUGUGCCGCGUCGACGUGACCCACUUCUACUGGAUGGACGAGUGCGCGCCGGGACUGACGUACGAUGACCAGUCGGUGCUGUCGACGGUGCUGCAGAAACGGAUUGUGCAGUGGGCCGUAAGCGCCUUCGCGCGGAAUCCACUGCUGCGCAACAUAUCCCUGCAAGCCCUUGAAGCCGUGUUUCCCGCGCUGCUUGCUUUCUCACCGCGCGAACGCGAGGAGCUUCUUAAGCACGCUGCAGAGCUUCUCGGUCAAGGGACACUCAUUUGGUACGGUCAGGCAAUGAUCAAGCAGUUCCACGAAAGCGCCGCCUCACUUGCUCUUUCCCUCCUCACAUCCAGUGAGGAACGCUGCUCCGCGGCGCUCCUAUUCGCGCUAGCAACGGCGCAGGAAGUUAUGGGCGCUCGACGUGAUGACGCUGCCCAGGCACUUCGGUUUCUCCUCGAGGUGUACGGCGUGCGCGGCGUGGCGCUAUCGCCAGCGCUGACAACCGCAGCGCUGCUCGUGUCCCGGGCAACGGUGCCGCUCUGCACCCGCCGAUGCUUGGGAGCAGGAUCACGUCAGCACCAUCUACUCCAGCCCUACCUCUUUCCACUAUCCUGCGCCCAUGUGGAAACGCUGCCGUGGAUUCCACACAACACCCACACCUCAUCCCCCGAGCACCUCCGAGAGCUCGUACGCCGUGCGCGUGAAGCCGCAGCUGCGGUACUCGCAACGGCAGCGCCGUGCACCGCCACCACGGCUCAAAAGCGCCAUGCGCACGAGGACGACGUCAACGCGUUCUUCUCCGCAAAUCACGCGCUCGAAAUACACCGCGACACACUCGUCACCCAUGCCAGUGGCGACGUCCCCUCUUCGUUACCUGCACUCAAGGCGGCCGACAGCGGUGCCGCGGCGCGUUCACGCCUGCUGGAAGCGGCGCCCAAGUGGUGGGAGCAGGAGGCGAAAGCGAGCAAUAGCGACACGGCUCGUGAGGAGACAGAGCUGAAGCUCCAUGUGAAGGCCGCGGCAGCGGAGCUGCGCGAGCCGCACGGCAGUGACCACGCGUUGCUUGCCGUCAUCCACCGCACGCGCAAACGUCAGCGCAACCGUGAGCAGCCCACGGCGCAGACGGUGGAAGCGGCGCUGGAGGGUGCGGCGAUUCGGUUGAAGCGACGCGCCUUUCUACAGCUCGUGGACAUUUUCGCGCUCAACGCGCACACCGAGGACCGCGACGGAAAGGCGCGCCAGUACCUCGAACAGCACCACGUAGCCGAGGCGCAGAUCCGCGACUUCACCACGCUUUUGUCGUCCACGCGCAAGACGUGA
This is a messenger RNA of Leishmania major strain Friedlin, 1668 nucleotides long. RefSeq lists its product as hypothetical. The coding region runs from base 1 to 1668 and encodes 555 amino acids. The record is from RefSeq and is a predicted model, not a curated record. The transcript has a single exon. NCBI's taxonomy places the organism in Eukaryota, Euglenozoa, Kinetoplastea, Trypanosomatida, Trypanosomatidae.